This is a messenger RNA of Copidosoma floridanum, 2855 nucleotides long. It is a transcript of the gene fng, whose product is annotated as Fringe glycosyltransferase. Gene Ontology annotation, molecular function: glycosyltransferase activity. Gene Ontology annotation, cellular component: membrane. NCBI's taxonomy places the organism in Eukaryota, Metazoa, Arthropoda, Insecta, Hymenoptera, Encyrtidae. The record is from RefSeq and is a predicted model, not a curated record.
AGGGCGCAUGCUGCCGGCCACCUCGACGAGGGUAGGCCGGCCCGCUAGUCGCACCGAUGAGCUCGUGCUGCGGCGGUAGCCCGGCGGAUUGGCGGCCGGUGGUGAGCGCGUGCGGAGGUAGAGGCAACAAGCGCGACGACAAGCGCAACCUCGUCGUGGUCGUCGUCGACGGGGCCGAGGGGCAGCACCGGGCCGCCGCCGUGCAGGCAGCGAUGCCGAGGGGUCUGGUGCCCGCUAAACGGGCCCUGCAAGCUGUCGCCCUCAUAUUGGCGACCGCAUACGCGACUGUCCUGCUCUACCAGGCCGUUGCACCCAGACAGUGGGCGGACGAGGCGAGCAGCGAUGAGUUGGUCGGCGACGCGUCCGUGGAGGUGAUACCGAUACUGCCCCGAUUCGCGAGGAUCGGCGUGAGAUCGGUUGCCGCGGGCAGCGGCACCGGUGAACUGGCGCUAGCGACGCCACCUCUAGCAACCGCGGCCCCCUUUUCCACGGACCUCGCCGAUCUGUUCAUCAGCGUCAAGACCACCAGGCACUACCACCACUCGCGGCUGCCCGCCAUCAUCGACACCUGGUUUCAGUUCGCCAAGGAUCAGACGUGGUUCUUCACCGACAAGGACGAUACGUACUUCCAGAAUCAAACGAAUGGCCACAUGAUCAACACAAAGUGCUCGUCGUCGCACAAUCGGCGAGCCCUGUGCUGCAAAAUGUCCGUCGAGUUCGACAGGUUUCUCGAGAGCGUCGCCAAGUGGUUCUGUCACUUUGACGACGACAAUUACGUGAACGUCGCGCGGCUGCUGAAGCUGCUCGACAACUACAAUCCUCGGGAGGACUGGUACCUCGGCAGGCCAUCGAUACAGACUCCGCUCGAGAUCAAUCGCCAGGGCGCCGACUCGACCAAGCGAUCGCAGCAGAAGGUCCGAUUCUGGUUCGCCACGGGUGGCGCCGGUUUCUGCAUCAGCAGGGCGCUCGCCCUAAAAAUGAUACCAGUGGCCGGUGGCGGCAAAUUCAUCACCGUUGGCGACAGAAUCCGACUGCCGGACGACGUGACCAUGGGAUACAUAAUCGAGCACUUGCUGAAGAAACAGCUCACCGUCGUUGAGCAGUUUCAUUCGCAUCUCGAGAUUCUCAAGUUCCUCAACAAAGACACCCUUCACGAGCAGGUGUCGUUUAGCUACUCCAAGGGACCAAGGGACGACUGGAACGUCGUCAAGGUAGACGGAUUCAGUGUGAGGGACGAUCCGAAAAGGUUCAAAUCGUUGCACUGCCAUUUGUUUCCUCAAGUGCCGUACUGCCCGCACAGAUGAUGAUCGAUUCCGUUGGACGAUGAUUUUUAAAGACGACGCUAUUAUCUUUUUUCCCUCUUUUAGAUGAAUCAAAUAUUAUUCAAGGCACGCCAAGAUAGUUGAUGGCGAUGUAUUUUUUUGUACAUAAAAAUGUCAGGUGUCCAUUUUCUGAUUAAUUUACAAGGAAACAGUGAAGAAUUACAUCAAAAUUUUAAUUAUAUCCACCGUCUGUAAAUUUUAUAGCACUUUUAAUGUUUACAUUGUUAAAUACUGACACUUAUUUGAUUCAUGCUAAAAGUGUUUUUAUAAAAUUGACACUUAUGAAGCUCUUCGUCUCAUAAGAAUUGUAUGAUAAAGAUAUUGUUUGUUACAAUUUUUUUACGUUAGCUGUAAAUAGUAAAUUAAUAUUGUACAGUUAAUUUUACAAGUUAUGUAUCAGAAAAAAAAAUGUCAUGAUGGUACAAUGGAUGUUUCCGUGAGGUUUCUUGAUUAUAAAUAUUUGUACUCUCUCUCUUUCAUCACUUUAAUGACUGCCUAAACAUGUAAAAUACAAAUCAAACAAAAUCACAAUUUUUUCAACGUGUAAAUACAAAUUGAUGUAUAAAUAUUUUAUAUGUGCAUUGACCGACAAAAACAUGCGUGCAACAAUUGUAGAAAUAUCAAAAUUCCAGCGCGUCGCCACGUACAUAAGCGUCGUGGACUUCCGGUUCAAAGCCAGAGUGUGAUACAUAUCAAGCUUACGUGUAAUCAAGCGUGCAUAUGCCUUUGGAAAAGGUGUUGUUACGUCUAUGCAUAUCUAUACUACAUUAAGAAAAUUUUCACUCAAAAUUUUAUUUCGAAUUUUUCGCGUCAAAAUUUAUUUCGUUGAUUAAUUUUGUGCAUAUAUACUUUUUGUGCUUUAACGUCUAAAGAAAAAAAAAAGUCAAUUAUCAUAUGUUUAUUCGGAGAUGAUUCGCGAGAACGUUAUAAGUCUAAGCUAGUCCUUUCCGUAUAAGUAAAGCAGACGAGCUGUACACAAAAUGUGAUACAUUAAAUUUUACGAGUGUACACAAGAUGGAUCAUUAUUAUAAUGUUUUAUUAUCGUACGAUCAUCAACAAUAUUAUUAUUUUUAUUUUUUACUAAUAUUAUUUUUUGUUACCUUUUUUUAUGUUUAUUUUUACGGGGGAUCAUAAAUCUGUAUAAAAAAACCUGCAUAUUUUUUUUCCUCUCACGUAAAGGAAAAAAAAAAAAAAAAAAUGGGCAAAUUGAGAAUUCGUUGCGCAGCGAUGCAAUAAAAAUAAUAAAAACUGCGUAUAUGUCAGUGUAUGUGCUUACGGUGCGAGUGUGCGUUAUCGAGUGCAAUAGGUUGUCGUAAAAGUCACUUGCAUCGAUUUCCGAUUUUGAGAGUAUAAUUGUAUUUGAUUCCAAUGUUUGAAAAAGCGAUGCAGCCGAGCUAAAAAAAAAAAAUAAGGCACCUGCUCCUCGACCCUGCGACAUCGUGAUGCACGGGUCGACCGAGUUACUGCUACGCUUGCCUUUGAAAUUGUAUUUUAUGUUAUUUUAUUUUUCCUUACAUAUGUAUAAAAAUAAAC